AUGGAUGACCAAGUCAAGUCUUCAAAGGAUGGCAACCCUCGGGUUGUUGACAAGCCAAAUUCGCGCGCUGACUUCAAGCAAGCGCAACUCGCUGGUGGAUGGAUACCCGGCAUGGACACCAAAGUGGACUACUCAGAUGAAUUCGAAUUCGGUGGCUCACUCGGUAACUUGGCACUUAUGAUUGGCUUCCCAUUGCUGAUGUGGUACAUGUGGAUCGGUGCUACCUACUAUGACGGGAAACUACCUCUGCCGCAAAACGGACAGUCCUGGGCGGACUUCGGAAAGCAUCUGUGUCACCUUGUUUACAUCGGUGCGUUUCCGCACUUUAGGGCGUGGCGCAUCUACUGGACAUUCUACAUCUUCGAGGCAGCAUGCUACAUCUUCAUGCCUGGGUUCACGUGUUAUGGGAAGCCUCUUCGCCAUUUGAAAGGCAAGCAGCUGGAGUAUUAUUGCUCCGCUUACAGUAGCUUGUACUUCACAAUGGUUGUCAUGGCUGCUCUGCACUACACUGGAAUGUUCCCAAUCUACACUAUCCUAGAUGAUUUCGGUCCUCUGAUGUCCGUGGCGAUUUUGUCCGGGUUUCUCGCCAGCUUUUUCGCUUAUUUCUCUGCAUUUGCUCGAGGUACCCAGCACCGCAUCACUGGUUACCCAAUCUAUGAUUUUUUCAUGGGAGCAGAACUCAACCCACGCAUGUUCGGGAUCCUGGACUUUAAGAUGUUCUACGAAGUCCGUAUCCCAUGGUUCAUGCUCUUGGGUCUGAGCUGCGCAGCUGCCACUCGCCAAUAUGAACUCUACGGCUAUGUCUCCGGUGAAGUUAUGUUCCUUGUCAUGGCACACUUCCUUUACGCCAAUGCCUGCGCCAAGGCAGAGCACCUCAUCACCACAACAUGGGACAUGUACCAGGAGAAACUGGGAUUCUUGUUGAUCUUCUGGAACAUGGCUGGCGUCCCUAUGUCAUAUUGCCACUGCGUUCUGUACCUGGCUAAUCGUCACCCGUCAACAUAUGCAUGGAACAAAAAUGCAUUGGCGGUAUUGUUUGUGUCAUAUCUUUGCGUCUACUGGGUCUGGGACACUGCAAACAGCCAGAAGAACGCCUUCCGCAUGAUGGAGCGAGGCAAAAUGGUUACGCGCAAUACCUUCCCCCAGCUUCCUUGGCGCCACGUUAACAAUCCAAAGACACUUGUGACAGACGACGGCGAUACCAUUUUCGUUGAUGGGUGGUACCGAUUGGCUCGCAAGAUCCAUUACAGUUGCGAUAUGUUUUUCGCUUUGUCGUGGGCCCUAAUCACCGGGUUCGACAGCCCCCUUCCCUGGUUCUACCCUGUCUUCUUCGCGGUUAUGAUCGGCCACCGAGCCAUGAGGGAUAUCACCAAAUGUAAAAACAAGUAUGGGAAGACAUGGGAUGAGUAUGAGAGGCAGGUUCCAAGCCUCUUCAUUCCGUAUGUGCUCUAA
Penicillium roqueforti is the source of this 1452-nucleotide messenger RNA. RefSeq lists its product as uncharacterized. Lineage: Eukaryota; Fungi; Ascomycota; Eurotiomycetes; Eurotiales; Aspergillaceae. The record is from RefSeq and is a predicted model, not a curated record. Bases 1 to 1452 code for a protein of 483 amino acids. Gene Ontology annotation, cellular component: endoplasmic reticulum membrane. Gene Ontology annotation, biological process: ergosterol biosynthetic process. The transcript has 2 exons. Gene Ontology annotation, molecular function: Delta24(24-1) sterol reductase activity.